CUCACCUCCAAAUUCUCCAUGCCCAUCUGCUCCCCACCAUGGAGCAGACUUCUGACCAAUCCGCGCAGUCCGCGAUGGUGCCAUCAAUUGGUGACGGGAGUGGGCCCCCAAAGGGCGACCAUAAAAAGCGCAAGUUGGAUGACCGUGACCGUCGACGAGGGAAAGGAAAGCAUCUCCAGCAUGGCAGCCAUCCUAGUAAGAAGAGAAAUAUGGGACGUAAAGAAUACUUACGGGCUCCUCUAGAUAGACGUGGGCGCAAUGAGGCCGAGCAGACGCGGCGCAAGGAAAAAUACGAAAACGCCAAGAACGAAGAGUCCAUCCUUCCCUCUGCAUUUCCCCAGGAGGAGCUUGACGCCGAGGAGCGCAGGCCCAAGCGCAAAGUCGCCGUUAUGCUAGGAUACUCCGGCACAGGAUAUCGCGGCAUGCAGAUCGACAAGAAGCAUAAGACCAUCGAGGGCGACUUAUUCAGUGCCUUUGUUGCCGCUGGUGCUAUCUCUAAAGCUAACGCUGACGACCCGAAGAAGUCGUCGCUCGUCCGCUGUGCCCGCACGGACAAGGGUGUUCACGCCGCCGGAAAUGUGAUAUCUUUGAAAUUAAUCAUUGAGGAUUCUGACAUAGUUCAAAAGAUCAACAGCCAUCUCUCCCCCCAGAUUAGGAUAUGGGGCAUUCAGCGAACCACGGGGUCCUUCAGCUGCUACCAGGCAUGUGACUCCCGUUGGUACGAAUAUCUUAUCCCAACACACUCGUUCAUCCCGCCGCACCCUUCUAGUUUUAUGGGUAAAAAGCUGGAAGAGUACGCCGAAAAGGCCGGAGAGCUAGGCGAGUAUCGUAAUCGACAAGCAGAGGUUGCAGCUUUUUGGUCAGAUGUUGAAAAGACCCACAUUAAGCCCAUCCUAGACGCUCUUGAUGAUUCCAUACGGCCCCUUGUAGAAGAGGCAUUGUACUCAGUGGAUGCAACCGACAGCUCAGAGCCCGAUCCUGCCAUUGGUGCUGCCCUUGAUAUUCCCAUUGAAGAGCAAAAGACAGGGGAAGGGAUGGAUUCCACAACCAGCGAAGUUGAUUCAAAAACAAACGGUGAUACAUCGCCGGCCAAGGACGAGGUAGCGGAAGUUGUUGACGCCAUCGAGCAACGGGAGCCAAACAUUGUCCCAGAUGACAGGACAGACGCCACCAUUCCCCUCCCCGACUCCAUUGUCAGCAAACCUGCGCUGGAAGCUGGCAUCAAAGCCCUCAAGAAAGCGUACCUCGAUGCCAAGAAAGCAUACCGCAUAUCGCCAGAGCGACAAGCUCGUGUCCAGGCAGCCCUUGACCUCUACGUCGGCACGAGGAAAUACCACAACUACACCGUUCAGAAGAAAUUCACAGAUCGUUCAGCCCAACGAUUUAUCAAAUCGUUCAAAGUCGCCCCUAAACCGAUUAUCAUCAACGACACAGAGUGGUUGAGUCUAAAGGUCCAUGGACAAAGCUUCAUGAUGCAUCAAAUUCGAAAGAUGGUCGGUAUGGCUGCGCUUACAGUUCGCUGUGGUACCAAUCCUGAGAGAAUGAAGGAAUCGUUUGAAAAUGUAAUUAUGAGGAUUCCAAAGGCACCUGGCCUUGGUUUACUACUUGAGAGGCCAGUUUUCGAAUCUUACAAUGAGAAACAGGCCGUGCCGAACGGUAGGGAGAAGAUCGAUUUCAGCAACUAUGAGGAAGCCAUGGAAGAGUUUAAAGAAAGGGAGAUUUAUCAACGCAUCUUCCGAGAGGAGGCCCAAGGUAAUCAAUUCAACACAUUCUUCACCCAUUUAGAUAAUUACAGGGACCCGACGUUCCUCUAUCUUACCUCUGGUGGCAUCGAAGCUACUAAGAAGAUAAAUAGCAAGUCCAUUCAGACGAUAUGGGAAGAUUCUGAAGACGAAGAUGUCUCUGGAGGUGAAGGUUGACGGGUCAACACCGAAGUAUAUACAAGGACAACGCUUGGAGCCAACCCCUACCAUAUGCCAAGGUAUACUGCUACAGAGGCUUACCAGAGACGAUAUGACCUGUUCGUCUGGUACCGGGCUUAGGGCCAUAGCUAAAGGUUGCCGUCUCCCGCCAUUAUCUUCCUCAUGUAUUUAAUAUCAGGUGCCAAUUUAUCCGAGACUAGGGACCUAUAGCUUCACUCAAGGAGCA
Messenger RNA from Lindgomyces ingoldianus, 2148 nucleotides. RefSeq names its product pseudouridine synthase. The transcript has 3 exons. The coding region runs from base 39 to 1919 and encodes 626 amino acids. Gene Ontology annotation, cellular component: nucleus. Gene Ontology annotation, biological process: tRNA pseudouridine synthesis; mRNA pseudouridine synthesis. The record is from RefSeq and is a predicted model, not a curated record. Gene Ontology annotation, molecular function: RNA binding; pseudouridine synthase activity. Lineage: Eukaryota; Fungi; Ascomycota; Dothideomycetes; Pleosporales; Lindgomycetaceae.